Molecule: messenger RNA, 1419 nt
Organism: Penaeus chinensis
Lineage: Eukaryota; Metazoa; Arthropoda; Malacostraca; Decapoda; Penaeidae
Product: ribosome-binding protein 1-like
Exons: 6
Coding region: 1-1419 (472 amino acids)
Source: RefSeq, a predicted model, not a curated record
AUGCCUAUCCAGCAAAAUUCCCUUGUUAAAUCCGUGCCCACCUCAUCUGCUGGGGCCAUUAACCCAGCAAGCAGCAGGGAGCAGGAACCAAGGAGACCAGGCAGGCAGCAGGCAGGGCAACAGUGGGCACCAGGCCAGUACAGGACCUAUGAGGACAGGCCCGGCAGCCAGGCCGGGCAGGGCAGGGCUACAGAGCCAGGCAGCCAGGGCAAGGCCAGAGCAGCCUAUGGCAGGACAGGCCCGGGCAGGCCAGGCCGGGGCAGGGCAGGGCAAGCCAAGGUAGGCCAGGGCAGGCCAGGGCAAACCAGGGUAGGCCAGAGCAGCCUAUGGCAGGACAGGCCCGGGCAGGCCAGGCCGGGGCAGGGCAGGGCAAGCCAAGGAGGCAGGCAGCGCAAACCAGGUAGGCCAGAGCAGCCUAUGGCAGGACAGGCCCGGGCAGGCCAGGCCGGGGCAGGGCAGGGCAAGCCAAGGCCAGGCCGGGGCAGGGCAGGGCAAGCCAAGGUAGGCCAGGGCAGGCCAGGGCAAACUAGGGUAGGCCAGAGCAGCCUAUGGCAGGACAGGCCCGGGCAGGCCAGGCCGGGGCAGGGCAGGGCAAGCCAAGGUAGGCCAGGGCAGGCCAGGGCAAACCAGGGUAGGCCAGAGCAGCCUAUGGCAGGACAGGCCCGGGCAGGCCAGACCGGGGCAGGGCAGGGCAAGCCAAGGCCGGGGCAGGGCAGGGCAAGCCAAGGUAGGCCAGGGCAGGCCAGGGCAAACCAGGGUAGGCCAGAGCAGCCUAUGGCAGGACAGGCCCGGGCAGGCCAGGCCGGGCAGGGCAGGGCAAGCCAAGGUAGGCCAGGGCAGGCCAGGGCAAACCAGGGCCCGGGCAGGCCAGGCCGGGGCAGGGCAGGGCAAGCCAAGGUAGGCCAGGGCAGGCCAGGGCAAACCAGGGUAGGCCAGAGCAGCCUAUGGCAGGACAGGCCCGGGCAGGCCAGGCCGGGGCAGGGCAGGGCAAGCCAAGGUAGGCCAGGGCAGGCCAGGGCAAACCAGGGUAGGCCAGAGCAAACCAGGGUAGGCAGGACAGGCCCGGGCAGGCCAGGCCGGGGCAGGGCAGGGCAAGCCAAGGCAGGCCAGGGCAGGCCAGGGCAAACGAGGGUAGGCCAGAGCAGCCUAUGGCAGGACAGGCCCGGGCAGGCCAGGCCGGGGCAGGGCAGGGCUAGCCAAGGUAGGCCAGGGCAGGCCAGGGCAAACCAGGGUAGGCAGGACAGGCCCGGGCAGGCCAGGCCGGGGCAGGGCAGGGCAAGCCAAGGCAGGCCAGGGCAGGCCAGGGCAAACGAGGGUAGGCCAGAGCAGCCUAUGGCAGGACAGGCCCGGGCAGGCCAGGCCGGGGCAGGGCAGGGCAAGCCAAGGCAGGCCAGGGCAGGCCAGGGCAAACCAGGAUAG